Molecule: messenger RNA, 354 nt
Organism: Danaus chrysippus (African queen)
Lineage: Eukaryota; Metazoa; Arthropoda; Insecta; Lepidoptera; Nymphalidae
Source: the annotation of a GenBank genome assembly
AUGAGGUUCAUGUUCCUGUUCGUGUGUGUUCUCGCGUUGGUCGCCUCUGUGUAUACAAUGCCCUGUUGGGACUAUAGCUGUUCGGGAAGCGGUUCUUCUGGUGGAUUUGCGGAACAAUAUAGUUACAGUGCCAGUGGACAGAGAAGUCAGGGUGGUUAUGAUGGUGGUAACUACGACAACGGUGGAUUAUUCGGUGGUAGUGGCGGCUACACUAGGGAUGGAGGUCAAAGAACUGGCGGUGGUAGCGACUAUGGCAAUAGAAGACAACGCAACUGUCCGACAUGCGGCGUCAGUAACUUCGGCAAUGGGAAUCACAACCAGAAUAAGAUUACCGUAAGGAGGAACUAUGGUUAA